UCUUCAACAUUUGUCGUCUGUGUCUGUGUUGUGCUUGUGACUUGUGAUUUGAUUUAUUUUUUUGAUUGUAAAAAAUCAGGUUCUACAAGAAAAUAUUAGAGUGUGAGUGUGCAAAAAUUAGAAAUAAAUUAGCUUGGAGCUUGUAAUACAUAAUAUUUGUUUGUUAUCGCCUACCACAUAAAAUAGCUAAAAAUGGCAGAUAUAUUAGAUAUAUUAGACAUAGAACAACCUGGGGCAUCUGAAAUUACAAGGGAAAGUAUAAUACACGGCGACAAAGCAAAGAAGAAGUAUGUAACGACGAAGGCGGUGCGGCGCCCUGAGGGCAUGCACCGUGAAGUAUUUGCUCUGCUUUACAAUGAUAACAAGGAUUUGCCGCCGCUGCUGCCUACAGACACUGGUAAGGCUUAUAAACAAACAAAAGCCAGACUUGGCAUGAGGAAGGUCAGAAAGUGGGUAUGGGCACCAUUUACUAAUCCAGCGCGUAAGGAUAAUGCCGUAUUCCACCACUGGAAAAGAGUAACUGAUGAGGCAAAGGAGUAUCCAUUUGCACAAUUCAAUAAGCAAGUGUCAAUACCAUCAUACUCUGAAUCAGAAUAUAAUCAAUAUUUAAAAUCUGAAGACUGGAGUCAAGCUGAAAGUGACCACUUGAUGGACCUGUGCCAGAGGUUUGACCUCCGCUUUAUUGUGAUUCAUGAUCGCUGGGACCGUGCAGCAUUUAGAGACAGAAGUGUAGAGGAUUUGAAGGAAAGAUAUUAUAAUAUUUGUGCCAUUUUAAGCAAGGUAAAAACAAAUCCUUGGUCCAACACAGUGACAAUGGUGAAUGGAGAAAAGCGAGUAUAUCAUUAUGAUGCUGAACAUGAGCGGAAAAGGAAAGAACAAUUGAAAAGACUUUUUGACAGGACUCAAGAACAGAUUGAUGAAGAACAAAUGUUAUUGGCUGAAUUGAAAAAAAUAGAAGCACGUAAACGAGAAAGGGAAAGAAAAACUCAGGAUUUACAAAAGUUAAUAUCCAGAGCUGACAGUGGAAAUGGAGUUGCUAACAGCCAAGCCAGCAUUGCCAAUGAUGGUCCAAACACACCCACCAGUGCAGUGUCAAACAUUGCAAGAAGACAUGAUAGAAAACUGCAUAAGAAGAAACUGACGUCUCAACAGAGACCUAUCCGUGCUGUAGAAGCUGUGACAGUAGAGUGGUCUGGAAUAAAGUUUCCUGAGGCACGCGGCACAGGUGUGUGGUUGCGGUCUCAGCGCAUGAAGCUUCCACCGGGAGUCGGGCAACGGAAAACUAAAGCUAUUGAACAAGAACUGCGUCUUAUGAAUAUUGACAUAGCACCUACUCCCACAGAAGCAAUUUGCAAACAUUUCAAUGAACUGCGUUCAGAUCUAGCACUCGCUUUGGACCUUAAGAAUGCUCUAGCUUCAUGCGAGUUCGAAUUGCAAGCUUUACGCCAUCAAUAUGAAGCUCUCAAUCCAGGAAAGACAUUAAACAUUCCAGCAUCAAUUUGCAACUCAACUGCUGAUGGAGAAGCUAAACCUGUAGGAGAAAUUAUUGAUGUUGUUGGAUCCCCAAGUGCUCUGAAUUCAACUAUUUAGUAACUAAUUUAUAUCUUGAAUAGUUGUUGUGAUGUGUAAAUUGUUGUUAUUCUAAAAAAUAAUGUUGCUGUCAUAUAAUUCCAGUACAAUAUGUAGCUAUGGCAGCUUCGUAUAAAUAAAACAAAAUGAAGAACUUA
This is a messenger RNA of Bicyclus anynana (squinting bush brown), 1727 nucleotides long. It is a transcript of the gene DMAP1, whose product is annotated as DNA methyltransferase 1-associated protein 1. NCBI's taxonomy places the organism in Eukaryota, Metazoa, Arthropoda, Insecta, Lepidoptera, Nymphalidae. The transcript is spliced from 9 exons. Bases 193 to 1590 code for a protein of 465 amino acids. Gene Ontology annotation, biological process: negative regulation of transcription by RNA polymerase II; chromatin remodeling; DNA repair. The record is from RefSeq and is a predicted model, not a curated record. Gene Ontology annotation, molecular function: transcription corepressor activity. Gene Ontology annotation, cellular component: nucleus; Swr1 complex; NuA4 histone acetyltransferase complex.